AUGUCAAGGAUGUAUAGUAUAAGUGUGUCAGAGUGUGACAGCGUCAGUGCGAGAAUCGCGGGCGGAACUUGCUGUCGCGUGCGCAGAACUAUGCAGUGUUUCGGCUUCCACGAAGCCGAGUGCGAUGGAUGCGGCAGUGAUGAAGAAGGUCGUACAGUGGGUGAAUUGUUGUUGCCGCAGUAUGCCCUGGCGACUGGCGGGCUGGCUCGGGAUCACAGACCUCUCAUCACCUUCCCCGACAACAAUAACUUCCACGUCGUCACAGCCUCUGAAUACAGGAGAUUACUACUCUACUUAACUUCCGUACCUUCAUUGCUGGAAGCUGAAAUGGGCUUCCACAUUAUAAUAGAUCGGAGGAAAGACAGGUGGAAUUCAGUUAAAGCGGUGCUACUACGAAUAUCAGAGUUCUUCCCGGGCAUUAUCCACACAGUUUUCGUUCUGCGCCCCGCUAGUUUCCUUCAGAAGGCCCUGUCAGAAGUCAGUAGCAAGCUGUUCAAGGAGGAGUUCCGUUUCCGAGUGAUAGUAUGUUCAAGUGUCGAGGAGUUGUAUGAGCACUUCGACAGAUCUCAACUGACGCCGGACCUGGGAGGGGAGCUUCAAUACUCGCAUUCAGAAUGGAUACAACAACGAAUCGCUUUGGAGAAAUUUUCCACACUGAUGAAGGAGAUAUCGACCAAACUGGACGAAUUUAUGCACGAAAUAGUUGACUGCGACAUGGGCAACGAUCCAACACAAACCAAAGAAUUAUUAGACUGUCAAGAAUCUAGGUAUAAGUCUCUGAAGGCUGAGCUAUCAUCAGCGACCUCUGAGGGCGAGGAGUUGUUGUCUUCGAUGCGAACCCCUCACCUCACUUACAACAUCAUCAGCCACGUCGCUGCUGUCGAGAGAUUAAUCGUGCAGUUAGACGAGACGGAGAAACAGUUUGACAGUUUCUGGGAGAAGCAUUCGAUGAAAUUAAACCACUGGCUUAAAUUCAGAACAUUCUUAUUGAAUUUCAAACAGAUGCAGGCUGCUUUAGACGGACAUUUAAAGACUGCUUGUGACAUGACCGAAGUUGGUGAAACUGCAAACAGAGUACAAACUCUUCUCCAAGAAGCUAUCGAGUUUGAAAAACAGUGUAAUAAUGAUCUCGACGCUGCUUCACUGGUUAUUGAUGAAGGUGAGGUUUUAAUGAAGGACCCUCUGAGUUCUGUCGAUCACAUAGAAUCAAAGUGUGAGGAGUUAAGACGAACCAGCUCGUUGCUCAUAGAAAAAAUUCAAAAACGAAAUAUGCUAUUGACCAAAGCUAGAGAAGUUAUGGAUAGAAUUGAUAAGGCCAAUGAUUGGUGCGCGACGGGAGUAGAGAUCCUCGCCGGCGAAGGAGGUUUAAUAGCUGUUGAUAAAUCACUAGAAGAUGCCAAAAGUUUUGGAUUAACUUCACCGGAACAGUUCCGGGACAUGCUGAUGCAGUCCGCCACACCAGAGACAAGAGCUCUGGUUACACAGGUCUGUCAGCGUGUGGAGGACGUGUGGCUGAUGGUGUCCGUGAAGCGAGCGUCGCUGGUGAGGGCCUCCAGCAGACCUGCCAGGCCGGUACACGCGGUGCCGCCUCACAGCGCCGCGCCCGCGCCAACACUCAACACACAGAUGGAGACAUCGGGAGGUUCAGAGAGUUCUGGUGGUGAGGAUGCGGAGGCGAGACGAUCACGACGAGGACACGUGCUGGCUGAACUACUGCAGACUGAACGAGUCUACGUACAGGAACUCGGCUCAAUACUCAGUAUGCAUUCGAUACGUCGCACGCCAAGUAGCGCGCGGAGCCAGCGAGCAGAACGUAAUGCAUUUUGCACAUUCGCAAAGUGGACGCCGGUGCAUAUUAUCACUCGCGCUUUAUUUUCUGCUCAACUUUGUAACAUGAAGCAUGGGAAAUACGACCUGCACAAAUCCUCCAACGACCUCAGCGUGGGCACCUCGUACUCUUGGUACUACAGAAAAAACAAUUCGACUCAUCGUAAACCGAGAAAGUUGAUGAGAUCUGCUUCAGACUCCACGCUCUUCAGUGAUUACAACAAUCAGAUAAACAUGUUCGAGGUAGAUAGACGGAAGAGCAGGAAAUGUUACAAAUCUGUGAGUGACGUCGGUAAAUAUAGCCGUGUGGAGUACCAGCAUCGAGUUAUUAAACCAGUUCAGAUGCAGCCGUUCACAGGGAACUUCUUCUACGGAGAACCUUUACCGGGAUUCGAAGACACCGGGAAGACGGAAGAGAAACUAACCUAUCUACCGGAUUCAGAUAUCGUUACGAUUUCAGAAGAUAACAUGACGGAAUCUAUAACAACAGCGCCCACUAUAGUCGAACCUGAGCAGAGCCCAGAGCUCGUAAAAAACCCCAUCUACGGAUGUCGUGAGACAGACGUCCAUAUAUUGACUCCAGAAUAUUCCACGGAUUCAACCGUCACUAAAGAUUCCCAGCUAUUAUCUAAUAGCUGCACUGAACUAAGAAAAACUAUGGAUAGCCAGAACUCGGAAGACAUGCUUGGGAAAAUAAUGAAAGAUUACAAGAGAAUAAUGAAAGAAUGGAACAAUACUAUAACUGAGCAUUAUUCAACAAUGACGUAUUCCAAGAAAUCCACGCUCUGUAGCAGUAGUAACACAGGCAGUGGUAUGCGGAAUGCACAUUAUAAUUGCAAAAAACGUAAUAAAUUUACUAAAUACUUUAAAAGCAAUUACAAAUAUCCUUUUACAACUCAAAAUUAUAGACGCCACCGAAACUCGGAUUUAAGAAAAAUUCAAAGCUUAAACAGAGGAUUUUCUUUAAAUAAUUGGGCAUCUAAUAUUAAGAAUAAAUUUCGAAAAGACAAAGAUAGAUACACUCCAACGGAAUGCGAAUGUUUGGAAGCAAUUUAUGAUGACUAUGACGAGCGGUUACAGAAAUGGUGUGAAAUUGGUUAUAAGGAAGAGAUUGAAAAGCCAGAAAACCAGCAUAUGCUGCCCACAGCGUUGGUCGGACAAGCUGACGUAUUGUUCGGGAAUCUCCACGAGCUGUUCACGUUUCAUCAGGAUGUAUUCUUGAAAGAUUUGGAACGUUCGAUAUCCGCCACGGAACUCGUCGCGCUUUGUUUUGUUGAAAAAAGGGAGACUUUCUUCAGACUGUACAGCUAUUAUUGCCAGAAUAUUCCUCGUUCAGAGCGUCUGCGCGAGACAUUAGUCGACACACAUUUGUUCCUUCAAGCCUGUCAACAACGUCUUGGCCACAAGCUACCCCUCGCGGCAUACCUUCUCAAACCAGUACAAAGAAUAACCAAAUAUCAGCUACUGCUUAAGGAUCUUCUCCGGUACAGCGAGUGUGGUUCUAUGAGUGCGGGGCUGCAGCAGGCUUUAGAUUGUAUGCUAGUGGUGUUAAAAUGUGUCAACGAUUCCAUGCAUCAGAUAGCAAUCACCGGCGUACCUGUGGACCUCAAUCAACAAGGCGAAUUACUACUACAAGGAUCUUUCCUGGUGUCUUCAGAGAACAAACGUGAUCUCCGACUAAGGAUACGGCCGAGGCGAAGACAUAUCUUCCUCUAUGAAAAGGCUAUGCUCUUCUGCAAACCUGGUACCAAGAACAGCCACAACAAAGCCACCUACCACUUCAAACACGACCUCCAGAUGUCACAAAUCGGUCUGACGGAGUCGGUGAAGGGUGAUCCUCGUAAGUUUGAGGUGUGGCGUCAAGGGCGGUCCGAGGUGCACACGAUCACGGCGCCCACGACCGACGUGAAGCGCUCAUGGGUGGAGAGGAUCAAACGGGUGCUGCUCGACCAGUUACACGAGCUGAAGGGAGAGAGAGUCAGGCAGUACGCGGCGAAUCACCACCGGACAUUAAUCCAAACAAGUUCGUGGGAGACGGGCGGGUCGGCGGCGGUCGCUCGCGGUCCACACGAGGAGCCCUGCUGGUCCACGGACCCCUCCGACGACGACGACGAAGACACUGAACACGCACCGGCGGUGGGGUGCUCGCUGGUCGCGCUGUCGGACUACACGGCGGUGGGCGCCAGCGAGGUGUCCCUGCGUGAGGGACAGCACGCCGACCUGCUCAAGGUGGGCUGCGCCGGCUGGUGGUACGUUCGGUUGGCAGGCGGCCAUGGCGAGGGCUGGGCUCCGGCCGCUUACCUGGAUCAACGGAAGACAUCACGUUCGUCCAGCCGCUCGCACGACCGCCUCCACGACUGA
Messenger RNA from Danaus chrysippus (African queen), 4188 nucleotides. The record is from the annotation of a GenBank genome assembly. Lineage: Eukaryota; Metazoa; Arthropoda; Insecta; Lepidoptera; Nymphalidae.